Pistacia vera is the source of this 1704-nucleotide messenger RNA. Its product is annotated as cystathionine beta-lyase, chloroplastic-like. Gene Ontology annotation, biological process: transsulfuration. The transcript has 13 exons. NCBI's taxonomy places the organism in Eukaryota, Viridiplantae, Streptophyta, Magnoliopsida, Sapindales, Anacardiaceae. The coding region runs from base 1 to 1704 and encodes 567 amino acids. The record is from RefSeq and is a predicted model, not a curated record. Gene Ontology annotation, molecular function: pyridoxal phosphate binding; carbon-sulfur lyase activity. Gene Ontology annotation, cellular component: cytoplasm.
AUGAAUGAAGGAAGCCAAGAAGAUCAAUUGAAAGAUGAUGAUGCGUGGAGAAGAGAUGAGGUGAGGUUCUACAUUUGGGAAAUUGGGGAAAUAGGGAUUAAGAUGAAGAUGCGUGGAGAAGAGAUGAGGCCGCCUUUAAUCCCUACGGAGGAUGAACAGAAGAAGCAAGAAGAAGGCUUCUUUGGAUCCUUUGCAAAGCUUUUUGUCAACACUGAAUCGUCUGCUAUGGAAAUUUUGAGAGGAAUAUUUCCAGGUUUUAGGAAGAAGCCACUGAACCAUCAAUAUCAAAGCCUAUACCAGCACCCUCAACAGCAAAAGUACUCAACUGCUUGGCCUGUACAAGACAGCUUUGUGAUCCCAGAUGAGGACGAGCCACCUUCCAUUGAUACAAGAACUCCCACUCCACGAAAAACUUAUGCUUUCAUGUCCAAGGAUGCAGAAAAGAUCCAGCAACUGCGGCAAAGUCGAGCUAAUGAUAAUAAUAAUAAUAAUAAUAAUGGUUAUGGACCUGCUAAAUUCCCAAUAAAGAAGGAAUUUAAGUUGAAUUGUUCAAUGGAUGUCAGCAUUUCAGCUCUCGUUGAUGAGUUAGCAGAGUGUUUUAACGAUGUUAUUAUUAAGAAGCCUGGUAUCUCAACACUAUUGAUGAAUUUUGAGAGUAAAUUUGAUCCUUAUGAUGCUGUCAGUACUCCGCUUUACCAGACAGCUACCUUUAAGCAGCCUUCAACGAUAGAAUGUGGACCCUAUGAUUAUACCAGAAUUGGAAAUCCUACACGCGAUGCCUUGGAAAGCCUUUUAGUUAAGCUCGAUAAGGCAGAUCGAGCAUUUUGCUUCACCAGUGGAAUGGUUGCUUUGGCUUCUGUCAGUCAUCUAGUUGGAACUGGUCAAGAAAUUGUUGCAGGGGAUGACCUCUAUGGCGGUUCUGAUCGUUUGUUAUCACAAGUAGCUCCAAAAUCUGGAAUUGUGGUGAAGCGUGUUAAUACAAGUGAUUUGGAUGAGGUUGCCGCUGCUAUUGGUCCUUGGACAAAGCUUGUGUGGCUGGAGAGUCCGACCAAUCCUCGACAACGAAUAUCUGAUAUUCGUAAAAUUGCUAAAAUGGCUCAUGAACAUGGUGCUCUUGUGUUAGUGGAUAACAGCAUUAUGUCCCCUGUAUUGUCACAACUUCUGGUGUUAUUUUCCGACAUUGUUAUGCAUUCAGCUACUAAAUUUGUAUCUGGACAUAGUGAUGUCAUGGCGGGCGUGCUUGCAGUAAAAGGGAAAAGCUUGGCAAAAGACUUGCAUUUCCUGCAAAAUGCAGAAGGCUCUGGAUUAGCUCCAUUUGAUUGUUGGAUCUGCUUAAGAGGCAUCAAGACCAUGGCCUUACGUGUAGAGAAGCAACAGGAAUGCAAAUCUGACCGUGUUACAAAUAACAUGUCGGAGUCAUGGAAUGGUCUCCUGAAUAUUGUCAGUGAAUAUCCUAUUGAGAAGUUACUUGAAUUUAUAAGAUUAGAAGUGACGAAUAGACUUUACCUUAGACUAGAAAAGGCUAGUACUUGGACUAGUAAGUUAAACCCUGUUGCAGAGAGAAAACUGGUUGUAGCUGCUAGAUAUGGCAGUAAACUACAGGUUUAUAUUGUUGGGCAGGAUGAGUUUGAAGUACAUGAGAUCAAUAAGAUUCACCUUGUUGAUCUGAAGAGACCUGGUAAAUGCUCUUGUGGUGAGUGGUAG